Vicugna pacos (alpaca) is the source of this 2480-nucleotide messenger RNA. The record is from RefSeq and is a predicted model, not a curated record. NCBI's taxonomy places the organism in Eukaryota, Metazoa, Chordata, Mammalia, Artiodactyla, Camelidae.
GCUGGGUGGCGCGGGAGAGGGCGGCAGAAGGAGGGUGUUCGAAGAGAGUUACCGCCAGAGAGCGUGGCAGGAGCCCGCGGUCUCCUUGGAGACAUGCUGACCAAUGGCAGCAGCGGAAGCUGUUUAUAGGGGCGGAGCGUCGCCAUGGCAGCAGGAGAAGCCUUCUGAACGGCUACUUAUUGCUGGUCCCCGGGCCGCUGGCGUUCAGAGAGGCGCCGUCGAGCUGGGGGGCGACGAGGAUUGCUGGCAGUGCUCUCGAGGUGGAGACAGAGAGUCGCGGGGGGUGGGAGGGACGUCUUCCAGAACCUUUCUUUAUCCGGGCUUCGCUCUGAGCCAGGUAUCACAUUCGUAUUCGGAGGAGGCGACCCCCCGGGUCGCGGGAUGGAAGCGCGCGUCCAGGAGGCCUUGUAACUGGAGCCGCGGGAGUUAGCGGGCCGGAGAGCGCGGCGGGCCACCUUCGGCUCAGCUAGUGGAUGCUGACCGCCCCCUCGGAGAGUCCCCGCAGAUAUGGCGGAGAGCUGGCUACGCCUCUCGGGAGCUGGGGCGACGGAGGAGGCCGGGCCGGAGGGCGGCCUGGAGGAACCCGACACCCUGGAUGACAGCUUGACUAGCCUGCAGUGGCUACAGGAAUUCUCCAUUCCCAACCCGCACGUGAAGCCGCCCUACUCGUAUGCCACGCUCAUCUGCAUGGCCAUGCAAGCCAGCAAGGCCACCAAGAUCACCUUGUCGGCCAUCUACAAGUGGAUCACGGACAACUUCUGCUACUUCCGCCACGCUGAUCCCACCUGGCAGAAUUCCAUCCGCCACAACCUGUCCCUGAACAAGUGCUUCAUCAAAGUGCCUCGGGAGAAGGACGAGCCGGGCAAGGGGGGCUUCUGGCGCAUCGACCCCCAGUACGCUGAGCGGCUGCUGAGCGGGGCCUUCAAGAAGCGGCGGCUGCCCCCGGUCCACGUGAACACCGAGGCCCAGCAGCUGCUGCGGGAGUUCGAGGAGGCCACCGGGGAGGCGGGCUGGGGCGCGGGCGAGGGCAGGCUUGGGCAUAAGCGCAAACAGCCACUGCCCAAGCGGGUGGCCAAGGUCCCGCGGCCCUCUAGCACCCUGCUGCUGACCCAGGAGGAGCAGGGCGAGCUGGAACCCCUCAAGGGCAACUUUGACUGGGAGGCCAUCUUCGACGCCGGCACUCUGGGCGGGGAGCUGGGCGCGCUGGAGGCCCUGGAGCUGAGCCCGCCGCUGAGCCCCGCCUCGCACGGGGACGUGGACCUCACCGUCCACGGCCGCCACAUCGACUGCCCUGCUACCUGGGGGGCCUCCGUGGAGCAGGCUGCCGACAGCCUGGACUUCGACGAGACCUUCCUGGCCACGUCCUUCCUGCAACACCCCUGGGACGAGAGCAGCAGUGGCUGCCUGCCCCCGGAGCCCCUCUUUGAGGCCGGGGACGCCACCCUGGCCGCUGACCUGCACGACUGGGCCAGCGUGGGCGCCUUCUUGUAAGAAGCCCGCCCCCACCUCCGGCCAGUGCCCAAGUCAGGGCCCAGACUGCCCCCCAACACAGACCCGCAGACACCCUACAGCCCAGGCAGGGGCUGGGCGGGUCUCCCAAGGCUGGCCCCACGAGGCCAUAUGCCCCCCCCAACCAGGCGGUCCUCAUAUUCCAGCCCAGGAGGCUGAGAACUGGGGCCCAGGACCUGAAUUGCUGCCUCGCCUCCCAGCCCCUCAUACACACAGUGUUUCAUUGGCCCACUUAUUCCCUGUCCCAGGGACACGCUAAAUGCCCUGCACUGGGAGAGCUGCGGCCUGGGGGCGAUAGGGGGUGCCUGGCCAAGCGGGGAGCAACAGUACAGGACCGGCCCCAGAGCCUCUUAGCUUUGAUGCUUCUCGCUCUCCUGCUCUCCUCCCCAGGUCUCUAUCCAGAGAAAGUUCCCAGGUACAACAAAUGCUAAUUAGGUGACUGCAAAUUAACCCCCUGGAGGCCUCUCCCGGCAGAGCCUCCCUGGGGCUGGAGCCGGCAGUACGUAGGGUGGAGCCAGGGGGAAGGGGGCAGAGAGAGAAGGCAGAAAUGGGGUGGUGUGCUGGGGCAAGGAGAGUUUCUAAGGCCUCUGGGAUUUCCUGGCCCCCAUCCCUCAAGGUGGGGCAGAGGGUAUAAAGCCCUAAUCUCUGAGCCUGACUUGAGGCUGAGAGCAGCAGGGAGUUGGGGUUCUGGGGGGUUGGGGGCAGGGCAGCCAAGCUGCAGAGGGGAGGGGAACAGACUAAUGUAGUGAGUGUAGCUAGAACUGAGGCUUAACCAGGAGGGACACCAGGCUUGCUAGAACCACUGGGACCAGGAAGGGGGGAUCGCCCUGGGCCCCCGCCUGCACUUGUGUUGGGGAGUGUCUUGCUCCACCAGAAGCCCCCUGGGCUGCGUCCCACUUCCACCUUCCUGCCUCAUGGGGCGAUUUAACCUUUUUCAUGGAAAGUUAUUUACAAUAAAAAUUUUUUUAAAU